AUUUCAGAGAACAGUUCAGUCGGCCUUCAGCUACUCUACAACUACCCUCCAUUCCCAGACAGUGUGAAUGGAACAUUGAAGUAGGUCCCCCAACUCUUGCUGAAGUUCAAAAGGCUAUAGUUAAUCUGAAACGAGGAACGGCAGCUGGUCCAGAUGGAUUGGCUCCAGAGGUCUUUAAGGAUGGUGGUCCAAUUUUAGCGAUUAGGUUGACUAAUAUUUUAGCUAAGAUCUGGGAGUUAGACGUUAUUCCAUCUGGUUGGUCACAAUCACUUAUCGUCCCAAUAUAUAAGAAAGGGUCAAAAUCAUCCUGUGACAACCACAGAGGGAUUAGUUUAACUAAUAUAGUAUCUAAAAUACUAGCCUCGAUAAUUAUCAGACGCCUAACUAAGACUUGUGAACUGCAAACACGAGAGAAUCAAGCUGGUUUCAGACCUGGUCGUGGCUACAUCGACCACAUAUUCACCAUUCGUCAGAUUCUAGAACACAGGCAUACUUAUCGGCGUCCGACAAUGGUGGUCUUUCUCGACUUAAAAGCAGCAUUUGACUCGGUAGACCGCGAGAUUCUGUGGCAGUGUCUGUCAUUGAAAGGCGUACCUCAGAAGUACAUAAACCUUGUAAAAGCUCUUUACUCGAACACUACUAGUCGAGUCAGAGCUUAUGGUUAACUGUCAUCCACUUUUGCAACCUCAAGUGGUGUCCGUCAAGGCUGUCCACUUUCCCCAUUUUUGUUUAACUUCAUCAUAGAUCUACUGAUGGAAAUAACUUUCUCGUCGACUGAGUUCUCGGGUAUUGAUCUCCUACCAGGAGGUCCACUUAUCGACUUAGAAUACGCAGAUGACAUAGUCCUGUUUGGUGAAGACGCUGACAAAAUGCAGAGUCUUCUGGUAGCACUGAGCAACAAUGCCAGAAUGUUUGGAAUGCGCUUCUCUCCCUCUAAAUGCAAGUUGUUGCUUCAGGACUGGUCUGCGUUAACACCUGAACUAAGGAUAGGGAGUGAAGUAAACGAAUGCGUUGACAACUUCACUUAUCUUGGAAGUCUGAUCAGCCCUAACGGGUUGGUAUCGGACGAAAUCUCAGCACGGAUUCGAAAAGCUCGAUUGGCUUUUGCCAACUUACGUCACCUAUGGCGAAGGCGAGAUAUCCGUCUAUCAAUAAAAGGACGAGUAUACUGCGCGGCAGUCCGUUCUGUUUUAAUUUACGGUAGCGAAACAUGGCCAUUAAGAGUAGAAAACACUCGUAAGCUACUAGUAUUUGACCACAGAUGCCUUAGAAAUAGUGCUGGUGUCUGCUGGGAUCACCGGGUAAGUAAUAGUGAGGUUAGACGCAAGGUAUUAGAGAAUGGUGGUAAAUCAGUUGAUGAGGUUGUGAAUCUUCAUCGACUGAGAUGGUUGGGCCACGUGUUACGUAUGCCUGAAUACCGAUUACCACGACGUGCAAUGCUAACCGGUGUUGGGAAUGGUUGGAAGAAGGUUAGGGGUGGCCAAACCAAAACGUGCUUGAAGUCACUAACUUCUAGUCUGAGCCAUGUUGGUAGAUGCAGACUACUUGGUUGGGGUCCGCGUGACUAUCGUAACCAAUGGUUGGAGACUCUUGGUGACAUGGCUCAGAAUCGAUCACAAUGGCGUCGGUGUAUACACUCCCUGUCUUCCCUUAAAAUAAGAGAUUAAAAUCACUUCAUAUCUUUCUUUCUACGAACCAAUUGUUUCUUCUUGUACUAUAUCUCUAUAUGCAAUCUUUCUCUUACAUAUUACUACCUUUGACCUAACCACUGCUAUGAAUCCGGUGUUCAUCUUGUUGUGCUGAUGCGGUAUGGCAACCUGGACCGAUGCACAUAUGUGCGUGGUCCUACGUUGUAGCUGACUGACUGACUGAAUUCAGUUAGAAUGAUCUCAUAUCAAAUGUGGUUAAUCCUCACCAUGAAGUCACUUCUAGUAGAUCCAAUAGUCAAUGUAAGAAGUAUGUUUUAAAUAAAGCCACAUUAUUUGUGACUUGUGGAUAUGAAGAUCCCACAUUAUUUCAUAGGAAAGUAUCGUGUUGGGAAAUCUAUGGUUCGGACUCUAGAUAUCAUUGAUCCAAGUACACAACCGGCAUGUUGAUCAAAUACAAUUCCAGGAACCAAGUGAGUCUGUUCCAAUUUCGGUUGUUAAUUCCAAUACUGAUGAGUACAUCCUAAAUCAUACAGAGUCUACAUCCAAUACACAGUCGAACAAACACGGCAAACCUAAGGAAAAGUACAAUUGAUUGCAGAAAUUUGGAUCCCUAUUUAAGCUGUGGUGUUUGUACAAACUAAUGAUUACUUUGUGCUUGAUUUCUCGCUUAUUACCAAGUCCAAAUACAACACAUUAAUUUGUGCUCA
This is a messenger RNA of Schistosoma haematobium, 2356 nucleotides long. RefSeq lists its product as uncharacterized. The transcript has a single exon. The record is from RefSeq and is a predicted model, not a curated record. Bases 753 to 1667 code for a protein of 304 amino acids. NCBI's taxonomy places the organism in Eukaryota, Metazoa, Platyhelminthes, Trematoda, Strigeidida, Schistosomatidae.